This is a messenger RNA of Fukomys damarensis (Damara mole-rat), 4926 nucleotides long. It is a transcript of the gene Slc6a7, whose product is annotated as solute carrier family 6 member 7. Gene Ontology annotation, cellular component: membrane. The record is from RefSeq and is a predicted model, not a curated record. The transcript is spliced from 12 exons. Gene Ontology annotation, biological process: sodium ion transmembrane transport. Bases 1424 to 3523 code for a protein of 699 amino acids. Lineage: Eukaryota; Metazoa; Chordata; Mammalia; Rodentia; Bathyergidae. Gene Ontology annotation, molecular function: L-proline transmembrane transporter activity.
GCCUGAGUCCUAGGAGGGUAUCUGAGGUGGCAGACCAAAGCUCUGGGGUGGAUUGAGCUUUUCUGUUACCUCAGCCACUGUCUCCUAUGUGACCCUGGGCUGGGAGAAAGGAGUUUACUGUGCCUUGCUCCUUUUCAUCAGCCAGGUCCCUCCUGCCUUCUCCUCCCCAGGAUGGAUAUCCACGUGCUUUCUCUCUGGGACCCACAUUCCCUGGGACCCAUGCUUUGUGAUAAGGGCCUUUAUCUGUCUAUCAGGAAUCGGUGUGCUUUUAAUAUUCUCUGCACUUCCUCCCCCUCCUCCGGAGCCCGGCUCCAUCAGUCAUUUCCUCUCUUUAAUCUUCAGUAUUUCCACCUCUCCUGGUUUCUUCCACUCAGAUUGGAAACACAAAAUUUCUCCUGUCUUACAAAAAAUAAUUCCCUUUUGUUCCUGUUUCUCUACCAGGCUACUCUUGUGAAUUUCAUCAACACUACUGAGGGUUAAGCGCUCACCACCUGCCAGGCCCUGGACUUAGUGCUACCUCCUUUAACCCUGACAACCUUCCUGGUUGGGCACCACUGAAAUGAUGAGGCAGGAGGGCCUCGUAGCAUCCAAGGUCACACAGCACCCAUGGUCCCGAUAUUCCCACCCAGAGUCAGGCACCAUGGAAGAUUUGUGUAAUCCCAGCUACUAACCAACCUGAGAUGAUUUGCAAGUUUGAGGCCAGCCUGGGCAGGUUAGUGAUAACCUGUAAACGGGCUAUGGAUGUAACUCAGAGAAACUGUGCCUACCUGGCAAGCGCAAGAUCCUGAGUUUGAUAUCCAGUACCAGGAAAAAAGAAAAAAAAAAAAAAAAAAGUAAACAGCUGGGGAUGUAGCUCAGCAGGAGAGUUUUUGCCAAGUUUGUGUGAGGUCACAGAAAUAUCCAACUAGCACAGUCUUCUCCAGGCCCAAGGUGCUCUUGCUGGCCCUCCGUCUCCAGCUGCGUCCACCACACUUGCUAAAGAAGGGUAUAUUGGUAAAGCGAGAGAAAGUCCAAUAAAGCAGAUGAAACCAAGCAAAGAUGUGUUCAUAUGACCAGGAACGUGGGUCUGGAGCCAGUCACUGAGACUCCAGGGAUGCACAGUGUCCAAAUUCUCCAUCUUGCUGCUUUCUGCUCUGCUUCGUCUGCUGACCUCAUUAUUUCCUGAGAUACGUUCUGUUCCUCCCUGCAGUUAGGGGAAGGGUGCAGGUCCUCGGCAGGUUUAGCCGAGCUUUCCAACUGGGUGAAUCUGUACAGAAUUGCAGGAUGGUUUCUGAAUGGCCUGGCUUGGGAUACACACCCAUAGAGGCACCAACAGGAGGGCAGGAGGCAGCCAGUGUGACUGCAGCCCUUUCAGGGCCGUACGGUGGUGGACGGCGCUCCAAAGGAGAGGGGUGCCAGCCAACAUAGAAGAACAGGGGGAGGGAUGUCGGGCCCAGGAUACCACAGGUGGCAACCUGGAGUAUCUAAGGCAGCAAGGCCAAGAGAGGAGACCAGAUUGGAGCCAGGGUCUGAAAGACAUCAAGUUCUGUCCUGCGGAGUUUGCACUUGCUUCAAUAAGGAAUUCCCUCAUUCCAUUGUUCCUUCCUUCCUUCCUUUAUUCACUUACCCGCUCAGCAGGAAGUUUUCCAGUGUCUGCUCUGGGCCAGCCCUGUUCUGGGCAUGGGCUACAGAGGUGAGUAAAACCCUGCUGGCCUCCUUGGCCCUCAGUGGCCUAGUGAAAAGGAGAAGACAGCCCCGCAGGCUCACGGUCCCAGCGGCACUGGGAUGGAGCCGGGCUGUGGGGGCAGCGGACCCUCUGAGCCCCUCCCAGCCUGCCCUGUUCCUUGCAGGCGCCUUUCUCGUGCCCUACUUCCUCAUGCUGGCCAUCUGCGGCAUCCCCCUCUUCUUCCUUGAGCUCUCCUUGGGCCAGUUCUCCAGCCUGGGACCCCUGGCCGUCUGGAAAAUCAGCCCCCUCUUCAAAGGUGCCGGCGCAGCCAUGCUGCUCAUCGUAGGCCUGGUGGCCAUCUACUACAACAUGAUCAUCGCCUACGUCCUUUUCUACCUCUUCGCCUCCCUCACCAGCACCCUCCCCUGGGAGCACUGUGGCAACUGGUGGAACACGGAGCGCUGCCUUGAGCACAGAGGCACCAAGGACGGCAAUGGCGCACUGCCCCUCAACUUCUCCAGCACCGUGAGCCCCAGCGAGGAGUACUGGAGCCGCUAUGUCCUUCACAUCCAAGGCAGCCAGGGCAUCGGCAGCCCUGGGGAAAUCCGCUGGAACCUCUGCUUCUGCCUGCUGCUGGCCUGGGUCAUCGUGUUCCUCUGUAUCCUCAAGGGAGUCAAGUCUUCGGGCAAGGUGGUGUAUUUCACGGCCACAUUCCCCUACCUCAUCCUGCUCAUGCUGCUGGUCCGCGGAGUGACCCUCCCCGGGGCCUGGAAGGGCAUCCAGUUCUACCUUACGCCCCAGUUCCACCACCUGUUGUCUUCCAAGGUAUGGAUUGAAGCCGCUCUUCAGAUCUUCUACUCACUGGGUGUGGGCUUCGGGGGUCUUCUCACCUUUGCCUCCUACAACACAUUUCACCAGAACAUCUAUAGAGACACCUUCAUCGUCACUCUGGGCAAUGCCAUCACCAGCAUCCUGGCUGGCUUUGCCAUCUUCUCUGUGCUGGGCUACAUGUCUCAGGAGCUGGGCGUGCCUGUGGACCAAGUAGCCAAAGCAGGCCCUGGCCUGGCCUUUGUAGUCUACCCGCAGGCCAUGACCAUGUUGCCUCUGUCACCCUUCUGGUCCUUCCUCUUCUUCUUCAUGCUUCUGACGCUCGGCUUGGACAGCCAGUUUGCCUUUCUGGAGACCAUUGUGACAGCGGUGACGGACGAGUUCCCAUACUACCUGCGGCCCAAGAAGGCAGUGUUCUCAGGCCUCAUCUGCGUUUCCAUGUACCUGAUGGGGCUGAUCCUCACCACUGAUGGGGGUAUGUACUGGCUGGUCCUUCUGGAUGACUACAGCGCUAGCUUCGGGCUAAUGGUGGUGGUGAUUACCACGUGCCUCGCUGUCACCCGGGUGUAUGGCAUCCAGAGGUUUUGCCGAGACAUCCACAUGAUGCUGGGCUUCAAGCCAGGCCUCUAUUUCAGGGCCUGCUGGCUGUUCCUGUCUCCAGCCACACUCCUGGCCUUGCUGGUGUACAGCAUCAUCAAGUACCAACCCUCGGAGUAUGGCAGCUACCGCUUCCCUGCCUGGGCAGAGCUGCUAGGCAUCCUAAUGGGCCUGCUGUCCUGCCUCAUGAUCCCCACUGGCAUGCUGGUGGCUGUGCUUCGAGAAGAGGGCUCACUCUGGGAGAGGCUCCAGCAGGCCAGCCGGCCGGCCAUGGACUGGGGCCCGUCGCUGGAGGAGAACCGGACAGGCAUGUACGUGGCCACACUGGCCGGGAGCCAGUCGCCAAAGCCGCUGAUGGUGCACAUGCGCAAGUACGGGGGCAUCACCAGCUUCGAGAACACGGCCAUCGAGGUGGACCGUGAGAUCGCAGAGGAAGAGGAGUCCAUGAUGUGAGGCCAGAGGCGGGUGGACAGCAGUCCCUCUAGCUGGGGCGUCAACCUGCGGGGUACAGCUGCACUGCUGGGAUUCUGAGAGGCCAGGAGAGGUUGCCUUGGUGAUGCUGGCCCCCUAGCACAAAUUUCACCUGUGAUCUGUGCCUGUCCUGAAGCCUCUACCUGGCCCUGCACCCCCCCACACACACACAGUGAGGCCCUCACUCUACUAUAGAAAGGCAUAAUAAGGCCUGGGAGGGAGGGACUGGCCCCCAAGGUCACAGGGCAGAGACGAUGUGGCCCCGGGCCUCUGGACCAGUCAGCAUCUGUUCCCCACAUUGUCACCUCUGCUCAGGGCCCAGACCCUGAGCUCUGCUUGAGAAGCUGUGCUCACAGUGUCCUCUUGCACACACCCUGAACUUCCGGGCAGCAAGAGGCCCUGGAUGGAGAGGGCUCAGUAAAUGAAGUGGGAAGAAAGAUCCCUGUGGGUUGCCAAGUGCAGGCCACGCUUCCCAAAAGUGGGAGCUGAGGGCCCUGGAGGAAGGGAAUUUUUUAAGAGAAAUAAAGGGGAGGCACCUCGGCUAGAGCUGCUCCACUGGGCCAGGGGGAGGCCAGCCUGCCCAUGUGGAGACCUGUGUGGUUGGCAGUGAUGGUGCCAGUGUUCAACAGCAUUCUGGCGCCAGUGAAGACUAGCAGGGCCGGGAGCUAGGGACGGUGGGUGGGAGGGAAUUGCAUGAUACCUGGCAGCACUGUGGGUCUCUGCAGGGUGCACUGGAGGGCAGGGUACACCUGGGGAGGCCUGUGGGGGUAGGCUUGAGACCUGAGUUAGGGCACUAGGGUGAGGACAGGGAAAGACAGAAGGGUGCAGGCCUUUGAAGAAGAGCCAUACCUUCCCCUGGCCCCGGUUCCCUGGAGUGGCAGGGAGGCCUGAGAGUCACGAGCUGUACAGUGGGAUGAGAGGUUAUGGUCAGGACCCAGGGCUGCUCUCUCCCCUCGCCUUCACCCCAGAGGCCCUUUCCAUCUCCCCCAUCUCUAGGUGUUCCUGGGACAUUCAUUGUCCUUGGCUGUGGGUGACAGGAGAAGCCGUAAGACCCAGAGAGCAGGGCCCAGCAUGAGGGCACAGAUGAGAGCAGGGGGUGGUCUUGAGUACCUCGGGUCCCCACCUGGGUGCAAGCCCAAGUGGUUUCUUGUGCACAGCCCUCUCCAUUGGGGCAGAGCACCUUGGCACUGCUGCAGUAGCCGCUAUACCCUGUCUCCUGGCAUUGCCCCAGCCCAUCUGUGAUCCUUCGGUUGAUUGUUAAUAAACACGAGCUUUGUUGAUUCUCCUCACCCUGUCUCCUGAUCCCCAAGAGAAUGCGCUGGGCAGCCCAGCCUUUCCAGUCCUACAGGACAGAUGAAGAGGCUGAGGCUCAGCUGCCACCUUUU